AGGUCCUGAGACACAGCCCGGAGCAAUGCAGCUGAAAACAGUGCUCCUGCUGGCCCUGGUGACCCAGGGGCUGGCGCUGGACAACGGACUCCUCCUGACGCCACCUAUGGGCUGGCUGGCCUGGGAACGCUUCCGCUGCAACAUCGACUGUGAGGAGGACCCGAAAAACUGCAUCAGUGAGUGGCUCUUCAUGGAGAUGGCUGACCGACUGGCACAGGAUGGGUGGCGGGACCGGGGCUACACGUACCUCAACAUUGACGACUGCUGGAUUGGCGGACGCGACGACGAGGGCAACCUGGUGCCGGAUGCCAAGCGCUUCCCCCACGGCAUUGCCUACCUGGCUGACUAUGUUCACUCCCUGGGCCUGAAGCUGGGCAUCUAUGAGGACUUGGGCAACUACACCUGCAUGGGUUACCCAGGCACCACGCUGGACAGGGUGGUCCAGGACGCACGCACCUUUGCCAGGUGGAAAGUGGACAUGCUGAAGCUGGAUGGCUGUUUCUCCACCCCCCUGGAGCGGGCCCACGGGUACCCCAAGAUGGCCGCUGCCCUGAACGCCACAGGCCACCCCAUUGCCUUCUCCUGCAGCUGGCCAGCUUAUGAGGGGGGCCUCCCUCCCCAGGUGAACUACACCCUGCUGGCCGAGGUCUGCAACCUCUGGCGUAACUAUGAUGACAUCCAGGACUCCUGGAGGAGCGUGCUGUCCGUCCUGGACUGGUUCGUGGAGCACCAGGACCUACUGCAGCCAGUGGCUGGCCCUGGGCACUGGAACGAUCCAGACAUGCUACUCAUUGGGAACUUUGGCCUCAGCUUUGAGGAAGCCCAGUCUCAGAUGGCCCUGUGGACGGUGCUGGCGGCACCCCUGUUCAUGUCCACGGACCUGCGGACCAUCUCACCCAGGGACAUGGACAUCCUGCAGAAUCCGCUCAUGAUCAAAAUCCACCAGGACCCCUUAGGCAUCCAGGGGCGCAGGAUUCUCAAGGAAAAAUCCCACAUUGAGGUGUACAUGAGACCACUGUCCAGCGGGGCCAGCGCACUGGUCUUCUUCAGCCGCAGGACGGACAUGCCUUACCGCUACCAGUCCUCCCUCGCCAGGCUGAACUUCACCAGCUCCCUCGUGUACGAGGCCCAGAACGUCUACACGGGUGACAUCAUCAGUGGCCUUCGUGAUGAAACCAACUUUACGGUGGUCGUCAACCCCUCAGGGGUGGUGAUGUGGUACCUGUAUCCCACCAAGGACCUUGAGACGCCCUGGCAGUGA
Molecule: messenger RNA, 1261 nt
Organism: Orycteropus afer afer
Lineage: Eukaryota; Metazoa; Chordata; Mammalia; Tubulidentata; Orycteropodidae
Gene: NAGA
Product: alpha-N-acetylgalactosaminidase
Biological process (GO): oligosaccharide metabolic process; glycosylceramide catabolic process; glycoside catabolic process
Cellular component (GO): cytoplasm
Molecular function (GO): alpha-galactosidase activity
Source: RefSeq, a predicted model, not a curated record